Molecule: messenger RNA, 432 nt
Organism: Lachancea sp. 'fantastica'
Lineage: Eukaryota; Fungi; Ascomycota; Saccharomycetes; Saccharomycetales; Saccharomycetaceae
Source: the annotation of a GenBank genome assembly
AUGGCAUCCAUCAAUGAACUACUCGAAGAGAGAAAGAAGAGGCUAAAUGCUUUAGCUCGCAAAACUCAAGAACAAGAUUUCGGACUGAAUGAAACGGGAGUUGGUGAGUUAAGUCCUGGAAGCGAGGAGCAUAAAACUAAGAAAGCAAAACCCGACACCCAACUUUCUAGCUCGUCUUCCUCACUUGAGAAUAAGCAGCCUGUAGCAGACGACAAUGACGAUACUGACGACAAUGACGAUACUGACGAUACUGCCGAUACUGCUGCACCUGAACAGUCUCCUAUAAGAAAACCCACCAGCGAUCUUGAAGAAAAGCUACGCCCGGAUCUUGACGAAUUAGAAAAACGAACCGAUCAAGCCAUACAGCGACUAGUACGACAGAGAUAUUUUGGUAUAAGUCAAAACAAUAACGGUCAGGACGAAAAGGCCUAA